AUGCCUCUUUCAAAACACAUUGACGCCGAAAAAUUGGAGCACAAGCUCUUGAAAUUGUCUACAAAGACCCCUGUCUCCGACAGAGAGGAGUACAUAUUCGACUACUCCUCCAACAAACCAGUACCAAAGCACCAGAUCCCUGUAAGAUCAAGCAACAAGGACUUGGUGCUCAAGUACAUUGAGGAGGAAUUGAGUCUUGACGGCGUGCCUACAUUGAACAUGGCGUCGUUUGUCAACACCGCUGUGGAGGAAAUCCCAUUGAAGUUGAUCACAGAAAACAUCACCAAGAACUUGGCUGAUAACGACGAGUACCCAUCUUUGCUCGAACACCAAUCGCGUUGUAUGAGCAUUUUGUCUGAUUUAUGGCAUGCUCCUAAAAAUGACGAUGGUACCACCGACACAAUUGGUACCUCGACCACCGGUUCCUCCGAGGCCAUUAUGUUGGCUGGAUUGGCAUUGAAGAAAAGGUGGCAGGAAAAGAGAAAGGCCGAAGGAAAGUCUACUGAAAACCCAAACAUCAUCAUGUCCUCCAUCGCCCAGGUGGCUUUGGAGAAAUUUGCCAGAUACUUUGAUGUGGAGAACAGAACCAUCAAUGUGAACGAGGGCUCUGAGCACGUCAUUGAUGUGAACAAGAUCAAGGAGAACAUUGACGAGAACACAAUUGGUAUUUUCGUCAUUUUGGGCUCCACCUUCACCGGUAACUUUGAGCCCGUGGAGAAGAUCAACAACUUGUUGGAUGAGGUGGAGAAGGAAACUGGCCUUGAUGUUAAAAUUCACGUUGACGGUGCUUCUGGUGCCUUUGUUGCUCCAUUCGUUUACCCAAACUUAAAGUGGGAUUUUGCUCUUCCUCGUGUGGUUUCCAUCAACACAUCUGGUCACAAGUUCGGUUUGACCACCGCUGGUUUGGGCUGGGUGAUCUGGAAACACAACGACUACUUGCCUGAGCUGUUGCGUUUCAAAUUAGACUACUUGGGUGGUGUUGAGGAAACGUUCAACUUGAACUUCUCUAGACCUGGUUUCCCUGUUUUGCACCAGUACUACAACUUCUUGACGUUCGGCAGAGAGGGCUACACCAAAAUCUUCGAUAGCUGCAUCCAGAAUGCCCGUUUGUUGUCGGAGUACUUGACCGAGAGCGGCUACUACGAGGUUCUUUCUGUCAUUCAUGAAAAGAUCUCCGACGAUGAGGCCAAGAAGAUCUUCACGCUCGACACGAAGGACCAGCUGGAGUUGGGUGAAGUGGCAGUAAGCAACCAGGGCUACCGUCCUGGACUCCCAGUGGUUGCUUUCAGAUUCUCAAAAGAAUUCCGUCACAAGUACCACAGUAUCCCCCAGUCUAUGGUGUCCCAGUUGUUGAGAAACAAGGGCUUCAUUGUGCCCAACUACAACUUGAGUGCUGACGAGCAUGACAAGGAGAUUUUGCGUGUAGUGAUCCGUCCCUCAUGCAACCUCAAUUUGCUCGAGAAACUUAUCCAGAGCAUCACCGAAAGUACAGAGCUUCUCUUGAAAGCCUACGACACCGUGAUGGAGGUAUUCAGCAAGGACCAUACUGAAGGACCUGCGACCCAGAAACAAUUGAUCCACGACUUGUUGCUUAGUAUUGCUUCCGAUGGUGUAAUUGAUAAGAAGAAGGCUCAGACCGAGCUUUUGGACAAGGAGGGCACCGGUCAUCACAAGCACAAAAAGUCAUACAGAGGUGCAUGCUAA
This is a messenger RNA of Candidozyma duobushaemuli, 1704 nucleotides long. It is a transcript of the gene GAD1, whose product is annotated as glutamate decarboxylase. Gene Ontology annotation, biological process: L-glutamate catabolic process. Gene Ontology annotation, cellular component: cytosol. The record is from RefSeq and is a predicted model, not a curated record. Gene Ontology annotation, molecular function: glutamate decarboxylase activity; pyridoxal phosphate binding. The transcript has a single exon. The coding region runs from base 1 to 1704 and encodes 567 amino acids. NCBI's taxonomy places the organism in Eukaryota, Fungi, Ascomycota, Pichiomycetes, Serinales, Metschnikowiaceae.